AUGAGCCAUUCCAUUCUUGUAGCAACUUGUGUUUUAUUGGUUACCAUAACAUUCAUUGAUGCAAUUGUAACCAAUAAUGAAUUUGUUUCAUGUAUGACCAACUUCGUACUCCCAUUUGCUAAUACCUCAAGAUAUGUCUUCACUGAAGACAUGCCAAUGUAUUCAUCCCUUGUGUUGUCUCAACACAACCCUCGAUGUUCAAAUUCGACUCUGUCACAGAAACCAUUAGGGAUCGUUAUGCCUCAAAACGAAUAUGAGAUACGAGCGGCUAUCCUGUGUAGCCAAAAACAUGGGUUGCAAGUCAGAGUUAGAAGUGGAGGCCAUGACUAUGAAGGGUUGUCAUACCUUUGUAAAACAUCUUUCGUGGUUAUCGACAUGAGCAACCUUCGCUCAAUUAGUGUUGAUAUACAUGAUGAAACUGCUUGGGUCCAAUCCGGGGCAACACUAGGGGAGCUUUACUACAGCAUAGCACAAGAAAGUCAUACUCAUGGUUUCCCAGCAGGGAUAUGCCCAAGUGUUGGUGUUGGGGGACACUUCAGUGGUGGCGGGUUUGGUGCUAUGGUGCGGAAAUAUGGCUUAGCGGCUGAUAAUGUCGUUGAUGCUUACUUGGUAGAUGCCAAGGGACGCUUUCUAGAUAGGGAAGCAAUGGGUGAAGAUUUGUUUUGGGCGAUAAGAGGUGGAGGCGGCUCAAGUUUUGGUGUAAUUGUCUCUUGGAAAAUUAAACUUGUUCGAGUUCCGCCAACAGUUACUGUGUUCAAUGUUCACAAGAACAUGGAUCACCACACCAAUGAAAUCAUCCAUCAUUGGCAAAACGUAGCGUAUAAGAUGAGAAAUGAGUUGUUUAUCAGAUUAGUCAUUCAAUAUAUUCAUGACAAUAAGACUACACCUGUUCAAGCGCUAUUCAACUCACUUUUCUUGGGAGAACUCAAAGACCUACUCCCGCUGAUGAACGAAAGUUUCCCUCAACUAGGUUUAAAACCGACCGACUGCAUGGAAAUGAGUUGGAUAGAAUCAGUUCUUUACUUUGCCGGCUUAGAAAAAUCCCCAAAACUAUUACUAGGAAACAAAACUGACCCUUACGUGAGCUACUUCAAAGCAAAAUCCGAUUUUGUGACAAAACCUAUACCAAAACAAGUAUUUGUAGAUAUUCAGGAAAAGUUUCUUCAACAGAAGCUUGUUUUCAUGAUAAUGGAUCCGUACGGUGGGCGGAUGAGUGAGAUUUCAGACGCCCACCUCCCAUUCCCUCACCGAAGAGGGACUUUGUACAACAUACAAUAUUUGGUCAAAUGGGAAGUCAACGGUAUCCGGGCGUCAAACAAGCAUAUACAUUGGUUAAGGGAGUUGUACAAAUAUAUGAAGCCUUAUGUUUCAAAACACCCGAGACAUGCAUACCUUAAUUAUCGCGACUUAGAUCUGGGAACAAACAAUCAAGGCAACAUGAGUUACUCUGAAGCUAUUGUUUGGGGUGAGAAGUACUUCAAGAGAAACUUCAAGAGAUUGGCACGAGUUAAAAGCAUGAUAGAUCCAGAUAACUUUUUCAGAAAUGAACAAAGUAUCCCCCUUCAUCAAAACUAA
Molecule: messenger RNA, 1575 nt
Organism: Erigeron canadensis
Lineage: Eukaryota; Viridiplantae; Streptophyta; Magnoliopsida; Asterales; Asteraceae
Product: berberine bridge enzyme-like 22
Exons: 1
Coding region: 1-1575 (524 amino acids)
Molecular function (GO): FAD binding; oxidoreductase activity
Source: RefSeq, a predicted model, not a curated record